Messenger RNA from Nanorana parkeri, 1068 nucleotides. Its product is annotated as serum paraoxonase/arylesterase 2-like. NCBI's taxonomy places the organism in Eukaryota, Metazoa, Chordata, Amphibia, Anura, Dicroglossidae. Bases 1 to 1068 code for a protein of 355 amino acids. The record is from RefSeq and is a predicted model, not a curated record. The transcript is spliced from 9 exons. Gene Ontology annotation, molecular function: arylesterase activity.
AUGCUGACAUUAACCUUUCUUGGGGUUGUCCUGGGAUUUUUUGGGGAACGCGUUCUCCAGUAUACCCACAGAACUGGCUUAUUCAAAGAGGUGGAACCUUUUAAUCCUCACAACUGUCACCUUGUGAAAGGAAUUGAUGGCGGCUCUGAAGAUAUUCACGUUCUUCCCAAUGGACUGGCCUUCAUCAGCUCUGGCCUGAAAUACCCUAAGAUAAAGAGCUUUGCCCCUGACAGACCUGGAGAAAUAUUGCUGGUAGAUCUGAACGAUGACGUCCUUCACCCAGAACCACUACAGCUGAGUGAGGGCAUUGAUGCAUCUUCAUUUAAUCCUCAUGGGCUCAGUGUGUACAUUGAUGAGAGCGAUGGCACGGUCUACCUUUUUGUCGUAAAUCAUCCCAUGCCUGACUUCAAAAGCUUUAUUGAAAUAUUUAAAUUUGAUGAGAAGCAGAAAACUCUCCUACAUCUGAAGACCAUUAAACAUCCAUUAUUGAAGAGUGUGAAUGAUAUCGUCGCUGUCGGACCGGAGAGCUUUUACGCCACCAACGAUCAUUACUUUGACAGUGCGUCUUUGAGACCUUUAGAGGGGUAUCUUGGAUUAAAGUGGACAAAUGUGGUGUAUUACAGUCCCAGGGAUGUCCGAGAAGUGACGUCGGGGCUCUACAGUGCUAAUGGAAUCGCCAUAUCCAACGAUAAAAAGUUUAUCUACGCCGUUGACCUUACAGGUCACACAAUCAAUGUCUAUGAGAAACAUGCAAACUGGUCUCUAACUUUUAUAAAGGCAGUUGACGUAGAUACUAGCGCAGAUAACCUGUCAGUGGAUCCAGUAACUGGCGAUAUCUGGACAGGAGCACAUCCAAAUUUAUAUAAAAUUUUUAAUUACAAAGAUGAAGAUCCCCCCGGAUCAGAGGUUAUCCGUGUACAGGACAUUCACACAGAUCACUGGAUAGUGCAUCGAGUUUACGUCAAUAACGGCUCGGUGAUUCAGGGGUCAUCUGUGGCCUCGCCGUACAAGAAGAAGCUGAUUAUAGGGACCGUAUUCCACAAAACUCUGUACUGUCAGCUAGAUUAA